This is a messenger RNA of Perkinsus marinus ATCC 50983, 1137 nucleotides long. Its product is annotated as DNAJ, putative. Lineage: Eukaryota; Perkinsozoa; Perkinsida; Perkinsidae. Bases 22 to 1137 code for a protein of 371 amino acids. The record is from RefSeq and is a predicted model, not a curated record. The transcript has 9 exons.
AGGAGCUCAUUGGUCACCCCGAUGGCUAAUUUUUUUCUGCACGCUCUCAUCCUCGGUCCUCUAGUGAGAUAUUUAACUUCACCAGCCAGGAAUUGGUCCCAAAGGACAGGGAUGGCGUUGGCAGUAGCGGUGCUAGCGUUGGUUGCAAUGAAUGAGAUACAAAGGCCAGAGGAGAACUGCUACGAGCUGCUCGGUCUGGAUCCGGCCGGAACAAUCACUAAGGGGGACAUGUCAAGAGCUUACCGGCAAGCAUCGUUGCAAUAUCAUCCGGACCGAAAUCCGACCCCGGAGGGUGAGGCUAUGUUUAUGAAGAUUGCACAGUGUCAGGAGCUGCUCUCGGACCCACAGAGAAGGAGGAUAUAUGACAGAUUUGGUGCUGUUUCUAACGAGCAAAUGGCCGCGAUGGACGAAAGCCUUUACACGAUGAUGGCGUCGGUGUCGAUGAUCAAGUAUUUUAUUGAGUUCAUAUUGGGCCUUCUUUUCACCGCUACCUCUGAUCUCAAUGCAGCACGCUAUUGGAUAACACUGUAUCUCCUUUUCACAUUCACUUGUGAGAUCCUGAUGAAGUUCAUAGGUUACGGUGGUAUGUUCUCCUUUGUACCUGUGUUGGGAAGCUUUCGAACUUUUGAGAAGGUGGAGGCACUCAAGGACUUGUUUCCGGCGAUACUCUCUGGCAGCAUAUUGUUAUCGAGAGCUCUCUAUGUGGACAGGAAAAGAGGAAUGCAAUAUGUCUUGGCUCAUGUGGUGAAAUCAAACAACGACAUGGCUGUGUAUGUGAAAGCACGAGCUGACGACCCACUCAAGGGUGGGAAGAGCACAGUGCCUGAUGCAGCUGCAAAGACUAUGAUGGGCGGUCACAAUGUGGAGAUCGCCAGUAUGCUAGAACCAGCAGAUGGCCAUCAACCUAAGAAUACUCAACCGUUUAUGGACCACACUGUCGUGUCUGGUAAGGAGACCCAACCCCAUAGCGAGCAAGAGCAAUCGUCUGAAGGACCGCAGAUGGGGAUCCGGCAGGCCCAACCACCGAGUACCUUUCAGAGGAUACUCAACUUCAUUUUCUGGCUUUAUGUUGUUAAUCAAGUCGUCAUUCUUGUGAAGAGCCUAUUCGGAACAGGGGCGCCUCCAGAAGGUCCCUAA